Messenger RNA from Polistes canadensis, 2218 nucleotides. RefSeq names its product mitochondrial ubiquitin ligase activator of NFKB 1-like (gene Mul1). Bases 203 to 1228 code for a protein of 341 amino acids. Lineage: Eukaryota; Metazoa; Arthropoda; Insecta; Hymenoptera; Vespidae. Gene Ontology annotation, molecular function: ubiquitin-protein transferase activity. The transcript is spliced from 6 exons. Gene Ontology annotation, biological process: protein ubiquitination; organelle organization. The record is from RefSeq and is a predicted model, not a curated record.
GUAGUUGCUUAUGAUUCGAUCACAUUAACUGUAAAUUCAAUUGAACGUUUUAAAAAAGAACGUAAUGUUUUCUCUUUGAUGUUUAAUAAUAAUACAAAGUUAUAAAUAGUCUAUAACGUCAAGUGGAUUCGUAUAAGAAGAAUGGAAAUAAUUCAAACAUGGAUCAAGAUUUGAUGUUGAGUUUUAAAAAUCUAACCUAACCAUGGAGUAUGUGGGUGAACUAAUAACCCUCGGUAUUGAUAGUAUCAUUUUUAGUAUUUGUUUGAAACAGUAUUUGUAUUGCAAAAAUGCUAUUACUGCUGUAAAGAAAGCAGACUUCUAUGAAGUUGGUUCAUCUUUGGAAGAAACUGUAAGUAAAGCCUCUGACAACAGAAUAGGAUACAUUGCUGUCAGAGGUACAGUAAAGUCUUUGGGUAAACCACUGCAUAGCAUUAACCAAAAAGACAUAACUGGAGUUUUACAAAAACUUAGUAUCAAGGAACAUGUGGUCGCCAGAACUACAGCAGGCUUUUGGUCAAACCAAAAACGCACAAUGCAAAAGAUAUACAAUACAAUACCAUUUGUCUUGCAAAAUAGCCGGUAUAAAGUAGAAGUUCAUGAUCCGUUAUCGGCAGAUAUUUUAGACAUGGAUGUAAUUUCAGAUUAUUUUGAACCUAAUGUAUCUUCGUUCUCAGAUCAUUUAUGGGGUUUUUUCACGGGAGUACGUCAACGUGGUUUACAAAGUACAGAAGAAAUGCUUCGUGAAGGGGUUGUUAUAACAGGAAUUGGAGAAAUUUCAUUAGUAAAAAAACAGAAUUCAUUAAUAUUACAGCCUCCAACCGAUGGUUCUCCAUUUUAUUUAACAACUAUGUCUAUUACUUCCUUACUUAAAAGGCUAGAUGAACGGAAAAGAACGUAUAAAUGGUUGUGCUUCAUAUUCGGUACAAUUAUAAUAUUACUUAGUGGUGUGGUAGCUCGACGUUUUUGGAAAACUAGACAAGAAAGAAGAUCAGCUGAACAAUUAAGAGAAAGUCUUGCCGAAUCUCGUAGACAGAGACGUCAAUUCGUAAGAGAUUCAAAUCUCAGAGAAGAUCAAUUGUGUGUUGUAUGCCGCUCAAAUCCUCGAGAAAUAAUUUUAUUACCAUGUGGGCACGUAUGUUUAUGUGAAGACUGUGCGAACGGUAUCGUUGAUCGAUGCCCUAUUUGUAGAGAAAAGAUUGGCCAAAAAGCUGCAGCGUACAUAGUUUGAUUCUAAUUCUAAUGUAUUAUCAUCUAUAUAUGAUAUGUUAAUUAAGAGCAAGAUUUUGAUAUUAAUGGAGUUUAAACUUGCAAAAUGGUAAAUCUCAAAUUUUAUUAUGAUAUUCCAAAGAUUGGCUGCUAGUCAAAAGACUAAUACUAGCUACUGCAAUACUCGAUUCAAUACAGUUAAACAAUAUUUUAAUACAAUAUAAUUUUUUGUUUAUAGAAGAACACAAAACUGAUUUAGUUAGCUUAUUUUUAUUUAAAAUCGUAUAUACAAAAUUUUUGUAUAGAAAAUAAAAGUUUCGAAACAAUAACGUGAAAAAUGAUAAAAGUCAAGUGAUAAAAUAAAUAACAAUUAAUAUUACGAAUAAAUAAUUAAUAUUUAUUAUGAAAAUAUUUAUUCUUUGAAGAAGUGAAAAUAAAAACAACCAUCACAACAGGUACCUGUAAAUAUAUUAUUGCAUAUUACAUAAACAAGUUAAAGACGUGUGAGUUUCGCAAAAAAUAAUUUCGAAUAUCUAAAAAAGUAGAAAAAUAACACUCAAGAAAUGAUAAAAGUGUAGCAAACAUUGAUACAGAAGUUAACUUCGAAAUAUCUCAUACCUAUAUAUUUCUACCUUUAUCGCUCUCUUAUCAUACACUCAUCAUUUAACUACCAUAUAUACAUAUACAAUUUUUCUAUUUUAAUGACAUAACCCAAUUUGUAACACCGUAUAGAUAAAUAUACAAUACACUUUGCUCACGUAUAAUCUAAGAAACAUAGUUUCUUCGAAGCGAAUAAAUGAAUUGCAAAACCGUGCGAAAUAUCAUUUUGCGCGUUCUCAUAUUUUUCUUCCCAAAAAAAUUACAUUAAAAAUCUGAUAAGAGAGAUAGAAAAUAAAUUAUUAGCAAUAUAGUUACAAACAAUUUCUAUCAAUUAUUGCCAGUGUUAAAACGGUUCUUGAUGUUCUUUAAAAAAAAAAAGGGGGGCGGGSGGGCGAAAAAAAAAAACAAAAAA